GAAGUUUAUUGAAAACGACUGUGCUGCCAUUCAUUGUUAGUGGGUCAAAGAGUACACUGGUGUCCUCAACAAGUUUCAUAAAAGCACCAGCGGAUCCUCUCGCCAAGGAGAAAGACACAAAAAGUGUAUACACAAGGCACAAACCUAUUGGUUUGUACAAGAAGCUACUUGAGAUCUUUUGUGCAGACAAAACUUUACAUUCAAUCGAUGCGUGCAGUGGAGCUGGUUCCUGUGGAUUGACAUGCGCAGAUGAGGGAUUGAAAUGCCUGAUUGUGGACGAAUGUGACGUCAAGAUUCGAUUAAUCAAGCAACGUCUUCAAUUGUAA
Molecule: messenger RNA, 326 nt
Organism: Paramuricea clavata
Lineage: Eukaryota; Metazoa; Cnidaria; Anthozoa; Malacalcyonacea; Plexauridae
Source: the annotation of a GenBank genome assembly